This is a messenger RNA of Verticillium alfalfae VaMs.102, 1068 nucleotides long. Its product is annotated as deoxyribose-phosphate aldolase. The record is from RefSeq and is a predicted model, not a curated record. Bases 1 to 1068 code for a protein of 355 amino acids. NCBI's taxonomy places the organism in Eukaryota, Fungi, Ascomycota, Sordariomycetes, Glomerellales, Plectosphaerellaceae. The transcript has 2 exons.
AUGACGAGACCCCUCCCAACCGAGACCCCCCGAGGGCUGCGGCGAGAUUUCACCCCAUUGAGGGAGGUCGUGACUGGACAAUAUCGGUGGCCAUCCCCGGAAGCAUUCUACAAGACCCUCGACCAGCGCAUGACCGCCCCCGGCCGCAUCGCCCGUGCCCUAGCCAUCUUCAAUGUCGACGAGGUUGUCGUCUACAACGAUCUGCCUCCUCUCACGAACGAGGGAUACCAGGAACAGCCCCUGCCGCACAAAAAGGACCGCCGCGACAAUCGCUCUCACGGCGGCCACAACUCGCGGUCGUCCCACAGGAACGACAGCGAGUCCUCCAUCACAGCCGACGUCGACCCCUGCCACUUCCUCACACACGUUCUCUCCUACCUGGAGGCACCCCCUUUUAUGCGCAAGGCCCUCUUCCCCAUCCACCCCAACCUGCGACUCGCCGGUCUCCUGCCUGGCCUCGACAUGCCUCACCACCCGAACCCCAUCGACAUCGCCCUGCCGUACCGCGAGGGCGUGACCCUCGAGGCCAUGGCCCCCAACGCCAAGGGCACCCUCGUCGACAUUGGCAACCGCGCGCCCGUCCACCUCAAGGAUGAGGUGCCCCCGAAGACCCGUGUCACCGUCCAUCUGCCAGAGGGCGACAACGGCCCCGCCGAGGCCGUCCACCCGGCCGCCCCGCGCGAGGAGGGAGGCUACUACUGGGGCUACACGGUGCGUCGCGCCGCUUCCUUGUCGGCCGUCUUCGAAGAGUCCCCCCACGAGGGCGGCUACGAUCUGAGCAUCGGCACGUCGGAGCGUGGCGACUCUGUGAACCGCGCGUUCCCCGACCUGAAGAAGACGGCAAAAUUCAAGCACCUGCUCAUCGUCUUUGGCGGCCCCAAGGGCAUCGAGCACGCCGCGUACAACGAUGCCCAGCUGUAUGAGAUGGGCAUUGGUGGGCAGGGCACGAGGCAGCUGUUCGACCACUGGGUCAACGUCCUGCCGGGCCAGGGCAGCCGGACGAUGCGCACUGACGAGGCGGUCUACGUGGCCAUGGCCGGUCUGCGGAGGGUGUGGGAUCUGAGCUAG